Messenger RNA from Caretta caretta (loggerhead turtle), 1834 nucleotides. Its product is annotated as 4-galactosyl-N-acetylglucosaminide 3-alpha-L-fucosyltransferase FUT6-like. Gene Ontology annotation, molecular function: alpha-(1->3)-fucosyltransferase activity. Gene Ontology annotation, cellular component: membrane. The record is from RefSeq and is a predicted model, not a curated record. NCBI's taxonomy places the organism in Eukaryota, Metazoa, Chordata, Testudines, Cheloniidae.
UAUGCGGCUGGAUAAGUCUUUGCGAAAUUCCCUGAAUGGGGUCUAUCCAGGACUAGCCCUGGCUGAAACACUUCUGGACGAAAUGGAAACUCGAAACCGCUUCUGCUGAACAUUAACCAAGGGAGCAGGCGCUGGAAUGAAGAGAUCUCAGAACCCUGCAACUUUCACGGACCCUGGCCUAGAGGCCUGGGCUGGCAAUUCCUCUUCAGUCAUAGUCCAUCCUGGAAACAACCCCACAGCUCCAGAGGCUGGUUCGGAGCUGACCAUCCUCCUGUGGACCUGGCCCUUUGGGCAACGUGCUGCUCUGCAAAAAUGCUCCGAGCUCUUUGGCAUCCAGGACUGUCACAUCACGGCCAACCGUAGCUGGUACCACAAGGCCAAUGCAGUGAUUGUGCAUCACAGGGAUGUGUGCUCCAGCCCAAAGAAACUGCCCCAGGCCCCACGGCCGCCUUCCCAGCACUGGAUCUGGUUCAACUUGGAGUCCCCCAGCCACAGCCCUAACCUGGGCUUCAUGGAUAACCUCUUCAACCUGACCAUGUCUUACCGGAGGGACUCUGAUAUCUUCACCCCCUACGGGUGGCUGGAGGUCCUCAGCCAGCCCCAGAACUUCAGCAUCCCAGCCAAGUCCAAGCUGGUGGCCUGGGCAGUGAGUAACUGGAACCCAGCCUCCCGCCGGGUGCAGUACUAUGAGGAGCUGAAGAAAUACCUCCACGUGGAUAUAUACGGCAGCCAUCACAUGUCUCUGCCCCGGGACAAGCACUUCUCCACCCUGUCCCAGUACAAAUUCUACCUGGCCUUUGAGAACUCGCUUCAUGAGGACUACAUCACUGAGAAGCUCUGGAACAAUGCCCUGGGCUCAGGGGCUGUGCCUGUUGUCUGCGGCCCCCCCCGAAAAAACUACGAGCGCUUUCUGCCCCCCGAUGCCUUUAUUCACAUUGAUGACUUUCCCAAUGCUCAAGGGCUGGCCCAGUAUCUCCAGGAGCUGGACAAGGACCCAGCACGUUACCAGCGCUACUUCCAGUGGCGAACAUGGCUAAAACCGUCCAAGCAAAGUUCCUGGACCAUCCACUUCUGCAAAGCCUGCCGGGCCUUGCAAAUGACAGAGACCUACCAGACCAGGCCUGGUUUGGCCAAGUGGUUCCGCUAGGAGUUACAUGCUCAGUUUGCUGUGUUUAGUGCAGAUCAUUUCCUGUGGGUUCAGUUGCAAUUAGCCAAGACUGCUACUUUUCUUUGUAUAGAGACAUGCCUGCAUUUGUUAUAAGCUGUGUAGACUUUGCACCAGGAAUUGGCUGUUCCGUGCACCCCGCACCCCUCUGCCGGUCCUCGGCUGACUAGCUUCAAAAAUCUGAAACUGUGAAAUGCAGAAUGAGGAAGAGAUAACAGAACAAAAGGCAGCUUCUGGGAGUGAAGGGAGGGGACCAGUUUGUUGGCGCUCUGGUUAUGGCUGGUCUAGGACGUUGGCAGGAACUCAGUCUUAGUUUGAAACAGUCAGGAAAGAUCUGCUUCACCCUUGGAGACUGACAACGCACAAUGGCACUGUAAGAACCAGAGGGCAGGCAAAUAAGCUGAUGAGGGCUAGGAAUAAAGAACCCUUUGUGGAUUACUUGGAGGGGGAAGAUAAUGGGGUAGUGAAUAGAAGGAUGAGGGGCUCAUGGGGCAUUGUGGCUUUCAAGCUGAGCAAUUUUUAGGCCUGGUUGAACUAUUAAGGGGCAGGUGGAUGCUAGACAGAUACAUAGAUCAAGGCCAGUUCUAGGGUCCUUUUAUGGUGGAGCAGGGGGCAAGUGGGUAUUUUGGGUCCCCUGGAUAUUGCAGUUAAAAAAUAAACCAAUCAGAA